AUGGGCAACGUAUUAUCCUCCUGCUGCAAGGGGCGACAGAAGGAUGGGCUGUAUGAGCCUGCGCUGGCAGACAGUGAGCGUGAAGCUGUCGCUGAACUGCUAGCCUACCUCGAGAAUCGAGCUGAAACAGACUUCUUCUCUGGCGAACCUCUUCGAGCCUUGAGCACGCUUGUCUAUUCGGACAAUGUCGAUUUACAAAGAAGUGCUAGCCUGACAUUUGCUGAGAUCACCGAACGAGAUGUCCGAGAAGUCGAUAGAGAUACUCUAGAACCUAUCCUAUUCCUCCUCCAAAAUUCAGACAUCGAAGUACAAAGGGCCGCGAGUGCAGCCCUAGGCAAUCUUGCUGUUAACACUGAAAAUAAAGUCAACAUCGUCAGGCUCGGUGGUCUGCCCCCACUGAUAAGACAAAUGAUGUCGCCCAACGUCGAAGUCCAGUGCAACGCUGUUGGGUGCAUAACUAACCUGGCAACACAUGAAGACAACAAAGCAAGGAUAGCAAGAUCUGGAGCACUUGGGCCACUGACGAGGUUGGCAAAAUCGAAAGAUAUGAGGGUACAGCGAAAUGCCACAGGUGCUCUGCUGAACAUGACACAUUCAGACGACAAUAGACAGCAACUCGUUAACGCCGGCGCUAUUCCCGUGCUGGUUCAGCUACUUUCAUCCCCAGACAUGGAUGUGCAGUACUAUUGCACAACCGCACUCAGCAACAUUGCGGUUGAUGCGUCUAAUCGCAAAAAGCUUGCCCAGACGGAAUCAAAACUAGUGCAAUCACUCGUUCAGUUGAUGGACAGUGGUACGCCGAAGGUCCAAUGCCAAGCUGCUUUGGCUCUACGAAAUCUUGCUUCCGACGAAAAAUACCAGCUUGAGAUCGUCCGUGCUCGAGGCUUGCCACCACUACUGAGACUUUUACAAUCUUCGUACCUUCCACUGAUUCUGUCUGCAGUCGCUUGUAUACGAAACAUCUCAAUUCAUCCGCUCAACGAAUCGCCAAUUAUCGAUGCAGGCUUUCUUAAGCCAUUAGUCGACCUGCUUGGAUCAACAGACAAUGAAGAGAUCCAGUGUCAUGCCAUCUCGACGCUCAGAAAUCUGGCUGCAAGCUCUGAUCGAAAUAAACAACUUGUGCUUGAAGCAGGUGCCGUACAAAAAUGCAAAGAACUUGUUCUCGAAGUUCCACUCAGUGUUCAGUCAGAAAUGACAGCAGCAAUAGCAGUGCUCGCCUUGAGUGAUGAGCUAAAGAGCCAGCUGCUGCAAUUGGGUGUCUUCGAGGUUCUGAUACCCCUGACAGAUUCUGAAAGUAUCGAAGUGCAAGGAAAUAGCGCUGCAGCUCUAGGAAACCUUUCAUCCAAAGUAGGCGAUUAUUCAAUCUUCGUACGAGACUGGACCGAGCCAAACGGAGGCAUACAUGGCUAUCUCAAACGGUUCCUUGCGAGCGGAGAUCCUACAUUCCAACACAUCGCCAUUUGGACGCUGUUACAGUUAUUGGAGUCAGAAGACAAGAAGCUAGUUAAUCUAGUGGCCAAGUCUGAGGACAUUAUACAGAUGGUAAAGACUAUUGCGGAAAAACACGUCGAAUCAGAUGACGAAGAUAAUGAAGAGGGCGAGGGGGAAGUUAUUGCCUUGGCCCAGAAAUCUCUCGAAUUGCUCGGCAAGGGACCUAAUAAAACGGUGGAAGGUUGA
Messenger RNA from Lithohypha guttulata, 1677 nucleotides. RefSeq names its product Vacuolar protein 8 (gene VAC8). Bases 1 to 1677 code for a protein of 558 amino acids. Gene Ontology annotation, biological process: vacuole inheritance; nucleus-vacuole junction assembly. Gene Ontology annotation, molecular function: protein-membrane adaptor activity; protein binding. The record is from RefSeq and is a predicted model, not a curated record. Gene Ontology annotation, cellular component: fungal-type vacuole membrane. The transcript has 6 exons. Lineage: Eukaryota; Fungi; Ascomycota; Eurotiomycetes; Chaetothyriales; Trichomeriaceae.